Messenger RNA from Bactrocera neohumeralis, 6699 nucleotides. RefSeq lists its product as uncharacterized. The transcript is spliced from 7 exons. Bases 404 to 2422 code for a protein of 672 amino acids. NCBI's taxonomy places the organism in Eukaryota, Metazoa, Arthropoda, Insecta, Diptera, Tephritidae. The record is from RefSeq and is a predicted model, not a curated record.
AAAAAUAAAAGAAUAAAUUGGUAUGAGUAGAGUAACAAAGUAAGCGCUAGAGUGCAUUAACAAAGAAAACAUUGAAGCAUUGCGAAUUGUUAAAGAACGAACAACAACAACAAGUGAAUAAAAUAAACGUGCAACGCUUGCGGCGUGAAAUCUGUGCGAUUUGUUGUAAAAAUAUUGAAAAAGGUUUUUUAUGUGGCGCAACCAACAGCAGAAAAUCUGAAAGCGGCAAAUUAGAGCGUAUCAAGUUUGAAAAAUCGAACAGAAUGGAUGAGGACCACGACGACGACAACAUAAUAUGAGAUCAGAUGGGGCUGUAAAGCCCCACCAUAAAGCUUUCGUCUCCACUGCUCACGGCAGUCGUAGUAAAGACGCUAAACUAUACAUACGAAACAAAUGUUAGCGAAUGAAUGUGAGGAAAAUACAACGUUCGUAUCAACCAUUGUUAUCGCUUCAAAUAAACACUGUUGCUGCCGCCGUUCACACAACUGCCGCUUCUGCUGUUGCUGAUGCUUUCGUGAUCGUCGUCGUCGUUGUCGUUGUCGUCGUCGUCGUCGUCGUUGUUGCUGUCGCCGCAAAUGUUGCCGUUAUUGCUGAUUAUCGAACAGUCUAUGUUACACUGCGGCUCGGACCGGAUAGUAAUAGCAAAGGGAAUCGUAAGAGGCAUACCCAACAUUACAACAGCAACUACUUAAUAAUAUUAAUAACAACAACAAAAAGAAAAACAAAAACGUACACAAUUAAAAACAAUGCACGCCAUUGUUAUGAGCCGUUAGACGAUCAAAACAAUCGCAAUGCUAUUAUAAAAUGCGACGAGAAAAACAUUCUAGAAAAAUAUAAAUGUGUAGUUUGUAAAAUUAACAAAAAUACAAUUAACUCUACGAAAGCUUUAACACGAAAUAACGAAAACACCGAUUUUAAGGAUACUCGUCUAAGUGAAAUGGCCAGCAACGUACAUAAAAUGGAAACGUCUCUGAAUAUUUCGCCAUCGGUGGAACGCCACGACGCCGAUGUCGAUCGCGGCGUGUCCGUGUCAGGCAAUUACAAUCAGAAUGUCACAACUAAGUCCAAUACUAAAAGUAGUGCAUUCCUAACGUUGCCAUUUCUAACGGUUUUCUGGCUAUCAAUUUGUGGUUUCGCCACUUCAUUAUUCAAUAUUCAAGCGUUCGCCGCGAAAAUGCUGCGCCUACAAGAAUCGCUAGUACUGUGUGGCAUUACGGGCAACAACAACCAACAUCAUGGGAAACCAAGUGGCGGCUCACCAUUAGUGCCAUCGCUGCUGACACAGUUGCCUGCGCGUAAGUCGUUGCCGACACGACUACCCCGAACAGCCGCGGCCGCAGCAUCCACAUCACUAGUUGGCAGUGACUUGUGCGCCAGUUCAUUUACGUCAAUGAUUUCUACACCGCAAACACGUGUCCCUUUCACCAUUUCGUAUGUGUUCUAUGCCAUGUUCAUCCUUUUCCUGUUGCCCACGGUGCACAGCGAUGAUGGUGACAAUUUCUUCUUAGUCAACACUUUCAGCAUGAGCCCGGAAACUACCACCCCACCAUUCGACUAUGCCAGCCGAGGACAAAAGAAGUUCGGCGAUAAGUGUGAGAACACAUUGGAGUGCGGCUUUCCAGGUUCCAUUUGUGAUGCUAAGAAGAAGUCAUGUCAAUGCACUGAGGAUUUACCGGUGACCAAUCAUAUUGAUAAAUGUGGAAAAGAGGCUGCUGUGAAUGAGUCUUGUUUCUUUAACGAACAAUGCGAGGUAAAACACUAUCAAACCGAAUGCCGUGAUGGACGCUGCGCUUGCCGUUAUGAAAUGAUGCCCUUUUGGGGCAAAGAUGGGACAGUCGAAUGCAAGGGGCGCGGCGACAAGCGUGGACCAGAGACCUAUAUCGAUCCGGCAAUGAUUGGCGUACUGGUAGGAAUGGCAUUGAUGUUUAUUAUAAUUUGUGUCGUCCUUCGAUUAUUUAGCCAGGCACGUUGGCGUGAGAACCGGACAAUUUUCAACACACCGAAUCCACGUCUCAUGAACGUAUCGCUUUUGCGUGAUAGCAAACUCUUGCACGGCCAGGAGCGACGCGGCUCGCGUAUGUCGGUGCGAGCACCGUCGCGCCAGCCGAGCAUGGCUUCGCUACGUCCGCAUUCGCCGAAUCCGUCGUUAGGUAAGACAGGGUCACAUUCGGGCAGCGCCAGCGCGAGCAACGCAUCAGCCACGUCUAUACGUUCGACGCGUAGUAAUUCCGUGGCACCAGGCAAUGUAGCUAAUGUCGGUCAGCUGGAGAGGAAGGGCUCGCAGUAUCACAAUCAGCAUCAACAUCAGCAUCCACAUCAUCAACAACAACAACAGCAACAACAAAUGCCGCUUAUCACCAAUAUCACUGCUAAUCCAGCAGCUGAAAGUGUGGCGGUCGAGAUUAUAGUCCCGGAAAAGUGAUUGAUUGCAGUUGAUUGAGGGAGAAACAAGAAGUAAAACACAAAAAAUCGAGUAUAUGAAAUAUUAAAAAUGCAUGCUAAUACAAAUGAAAACAAAAACAAAAAAAUCUAAGCGUAUACAUAUAUAAUAUAUACACUUGUGUGUAUGAAAAAAGUAAAAGAAGACAAAUCAAAAGAAGUACUUGUAGUUGAAACUGCAAGCAUGUUCAAAAAACAAGAAACAAAAACACACAGAAAAACAAAAAUAAAAUUACGUGCAUAUAUAAAAUUAAAACGAGAGUGAUGGUUAUAGCUAAGCACAAGUCAAGUAGUUGCAAAAAGCGUAUGAGUGAGUAACACAUAUGCAUUUGCUAAAAACUGCAAAAAAACGAAAAAAAAAAAAAAAAAAAAAAAUAAAAAAAAUUAAUAAAAAAAGAUAUAUUUAAAAAAUUAAUAAAAAAAAAAUAUUUAAGAUACUACUUUAUUUUAACAGCAAAUAAUGUCAUACAAAAACGAAAUAACGCAAAUACACAGAAAAAUGCUUUGUUAAAAACGAUAAAAAAAACUUGCAUAACAAAUUCAUAUUUUUAUUUCUUCUUCUUCAAAAAACAAUUAUUACAAAAAAAAAAAUAUACAUAAACGCGUAUACUUGCAGCUUUUAACACCAAAACUAAAUAAAAUAAUUUAUGUAGCAGAUAACCGUUAUACAUAUGUAUGUAACAAUACGUAUGCACAUAUGUAUAUGCACAUAUAAAACACAAAACCAAAUAAAUACACCGUAACUUUAAGAAAAAUAUUCACACUGAUUAUAAAAAAUAGUAAAAAAUAACGCGAGUAAUUUUAAAACGCAGAUACUUAACCAAAUUAAACGAAAUAUUAGCUUUAAAUUCGGGCAAGAAAACAAAAAAAGACACAUUAAACCUAAAGAAAAACUCUUUAUAAUUAAGUUACUUAACUAUUAUUUCGUGAAAAUCGCAUGAAAAGUAUAAUGAAUCUUUCGCUGACAUUCAUCUUCCUAUCCUAGUGAUAUUACAAAUGUAAGCAAACACACACACACAGACACAUAUAUUACAACAACAUUUUUACACAAUAUUGCAGAGCUAUCGUACACGCCAAAUUUUUCUAUAUAAAUUAAUAAAUAAAAAACAAAAACAAAACCAAUUUUUUUAAUAGAUAUACCAUUGCAUGUAUGUACCUUAAAAACCGGCGGUAAGCACAAUAUUACAAUAACCACGGUAGUUACAGAAGAUACUAAAAAUAACGAUUAGAAAAACGAAUAAAUAGCAUAAACAAUAGUGGAAGAAAAUAAAAACAUAGCAAAUCCUACACACUUAACUACAAACAGAACGAAACUUUGAAUACAUACCUAGCAAAUUUUUCGGAAUCAUAUUUUACAAAACCAAAAACCAAGAAAUAUGUAAAACAAAAAAUAGAAAUACAUAUGUAACUACGCAAUACAUAUAUACGCUAUUUAUUUUUAAACAUACGUCUUUUGCGCAAAUAGAUUUAUUUUUAAAAUCAAUUUAAAUAUACUUAUGAAAAAAAUUAUAAAAAUAAAGUAAAAAAAAUACUACGCAAGCGCCAUUUGUGCACCUUAAACAUUUUUACUCUUAAAAAAAUCGCGUACAACACUUUUAAACAUUUAGGGACUUUUCAUACACACAACCAUACAUACAUACAUACAUAUAAGAUGGUAUUCAAAAUUCUAAUAUUCCGAUAGAGCGUAAGGCGCAUAUUGAAACAUUUCAUAUUCGAAUAAAAUAUUUUCAAAUAGAUUGAACUAGCGGUGUAGUAUUGAAAUUAGCAUAAAGAUAAUUAAUUAAAAAAGUAAAAAAAAAAACAAAUUGCGACUUGUGAUUUGUGACGCGUUUAGGCCGAAAAAAAAAAUAUUAAAAACCAUAAAAACCUUCGUAACAAGGCGUUAUUAAAAAAAAAUUAUUUUAAAAGCGUACGCUUUAUGAAAAACGUCAAUAUUUUGAGGUUAUGCACCAACUACGCUGCAAGCAGCGCGUUGUUUUCAUUUUGACGCUUAUGUAAUAUAUAUAACAUUUCACAAAAAAGUAAAUAAUAAUAAUAAAGCACAAACCGUUCAUAUUUGCAAUAUCAUAUUUCAGUUUCGUUACUGGCAACGCUAUAACCGGCGAGUGAAAAAUUGGGGAAGAUUUUUUACUCGCAUGUUAAAGCAUGAUUUUUUCAAAACAAAAACAAAACUGCAACAUUUCUUGCUCAAUUUACUAUUACUACAUUUGGCAAAAGAAAUUUUAUAGAAAACUUAAAAUUUUAAUUUUUAAUUAAUAUACACUUUAUUUUACCAGGCGCCUAUUUUCUUGCAUUUCAUUUCAAUUUCCUCUACAAAAAUGCAUAAUACUCUAAUCUGUGUACAUUUAAGAACAUGCAAACAUAUGUCAAUACAUGUCUGUAUGUAUAUUUGCGAUGCCUUUACAUGUAACUAUUAAACGAACUCGAAAACGUCUAUAUACAUACAUAAUAUUAAGUCAUAGAAGUUCAGAUUUAUUUUCUAUAAAAUUACGAAAAAUAUUAGAAGAAAAAAAUUGUAAAUACGCAACGAAAUCUCAAUGAAAAUUACAUUCUUGCGUUUAAUAAGCGCGACGAGUGGGCAAAAACAAUUCCGAUUUUAGAAUUUGGGGAAGAAUUUUAAAAUUGCUUUGUUUUUAGUAGAAACGCCAACACAUAAAUAUGUAUAUGUGAACACGUAAAUGUACUAUAAGAAAAUUGUACAAAAAGUCUACUAAAGAAAAAAUAAAAAAAAACAUAGUAACAACUCUCACAAAUGCGAUUGCCUAGACGUUUUUAAAGUAGUUUAAAAAUCGAUAGCUUUUAAUGCAAAUAUCAAUAUAAAAAGAAAAAGAAAAAGAAAAAAAUACAGACAUUACAGAAAUAUUAUGUUAUAAAAUAACACACGAUCUCUUUCUCUAAGCAAAUCAAGCUUAUAUAUAUAUACAUGUAUAUGUUAAAAAGAAUUUACAUGAAAACGUGAUGCAAAUUAAAUUAAAUGAAUACAUACAAACACAUACACAAAGCUAAUUUCGUACAUCUACUUAUAUAUUACUUGUGAAAGAAUGCUUUAUUUACUUUAUAGCAUGUACCUAACGGUUAUUAAAAAUGAGUGCAUAUACUCGUAUAUAGUGAUUAGCUAUAUAUUUGAUAUAUAACUGUAAACACAUCUACACUUUGUAUAACAAACGAGUAAAAGAAAAACGAAAACUUAAAAUCUAUCCAUUUUUAAUCUUUAUACGAAAGCGUCUAGAAAUAAAUGAUUGAUAUGAAAGUUUUCCAAAUAUUAACAAUAUAACCAAAAAAUUAAUAAUAAUUAGAUAACAUAUUAUCGUUUAGAAAGAAUUUAUUUACUAUCCUUACACAUCCCAAACAUAUUUAUGUACGCUAUAUAAGUUCUAUCCACUCUUGUGGCGCCUUGCAGAAAGUGAACGAAAAUAUUUACAUUCACACGUACAUACCAUUUACAUACAUAUAUGAAAACAAAACUUAUUAAUUACACAAAUAUCUAAACAUGCAAACAAAUAUAAUAUAUACAUACUUAUACGCUAAAUAUAUUGCAUUCAUGUAUGCUUACACGCGUAUUAAACACAUAUGUACAUGCAUAAAAAUUCAUGCAAAAUAUGUUACAUACAUAUUGGCAUACACCAACUAAUGUGUAUUUAUAUAUGACAACCAAAUGCCGUAUCACAAUCUUUAACAAUGCAUUACAAUCAAUUUAGUUCAAAAAUAUUUUACGUAAUAAAACACUUUGUUAUAGUUCUGUUUAACUUGAACGUAACGCAACACAGAAAAUAUAUGUUCAUCAUAUAAACGCAUACAUAAAUAUAUGCAACACAUAACUUCAUACAUGUGUACUAAUAAAUUGAACGAUUUAAUAUAUUAUAUUUGAACAAUUUCUUCAACUGAAAAAAAUGUUAUUUUAAUUAAAUAAGAAUUUGCAAAAAGCUUUAAAACCGCUGAAUCAAGCCAAUAUCGGCUUUAGUUAAAUUUUUAAAUUUUUUGUUUCCAAACUGGUUAUUUAAUUUAAUAAUUUACAUAAACAAAUUACGCAGUACAUCAUAUAAUCUCACUACGUAAUGCCAUUCAAACCAAUAUACAUACAUAUAUUGACUUAUGACACAAUCACAUAUAAACAAAGUUUAGGAAAUCGAUCACUUUCUGAAAAAGCAUACUAUUCUAGCAGCAUCAAAACCAAGAAGGAGAAAAAUAAAUAGUUGGAAUCUUAAACACUUUAUAUUUAAGCAAUUUUAUUAAAAUAUAUUGCCAUUACUGAGGAAAAAA